Messenger RNA from Bipolaris zeicola 26-R-13, 819 nucleotides. RefSeq lists its product as uncharacterized. The record is from RefSeq and is a predicted model, not a curated record. NCBI's taxonomy places the organism in Eukaryota, Fungi, Ascomycota, Dothideomycetes, Pleosporales, Pleosporaceae. The transcript has a single exon. Bases 1 to 819 code for a protein of 272 amino acids.
AUGUUCUUGGGCCGAAUGUCGUUAGGGUGGAAGAGACAGAAGCAAUGUUGGGCUGAGCUUGAGCCUCGUCAACAUGGUGACCGAACGUCCUCCCCUAAAAACAUCAAUGAACGACCUGUACUACGCGCACCAUCCGUACUUCAACUUCGUCCUACACAAUCUGUGCCAUCAAUUGCAGUAGAGAAAGAUGUGUCCGUCAGGAAUCCUUAUACUUCGAGGCGAUGUAGCUCCGAUCCAUCUGAUGGCACUCCUCUCACUCAUCACUUCCAGCUUCCGGAGAUCCGGCGCAUCUCAGAAUUAAUGGAUGGGAGCCAGUCUCAAGAUUCAUCGAUAGCUGACUCCGUGCGUGCUUGCGAACACGGGGAUCUCAUAGUCACUCACGAUCACUUUGACGACACUCCAGAUGGCCCAUAUACAGCACGACAACAGCAGAAUCAGUGGAAGAAUCAGCAUUGGCGACACAAGGAUACUAGUUUUCUAUCCCCACCCGCUACCUUCUUGCCAAUGAAGUCUACUCCGUCAAGCCAGAUUGUUCCAGAGAGUGACUACUUUGGGAAAGUUCAUAUUGGUGGACGCACGACGGAUGGGAAAGAGGAUCAUAGGACUACUGCAACAGAAGAUGGCGGUACACGCUCUACAAUGAAUGACAGUAUUAAGGCUCAACCUUCUAUAAAAGAGUCGGGCGACAGUGACGGACUGAACCAAAAGAAGCCGAGAGGCGUCAAUGAAUCAUCGAUGCAGGGAUGUGAGUUUGGAAGGCCGUCUCGGGGUAGAACAAGAGAAGAACUUGAUCAUUAUUCUGCUAAGAUAGGUUGGUAA